AUGYCCAAGGAUUUAUCAAAACGAAAAAGAAAAGGAAAAUGUUUGGAUAGAAAAUCUACAGCUAUCACAGAGAAUGCAUCGGGCAAGAAACUUUGCUCAUCAGACAUUCGCCGAAAUUUUACGAUAACGAAGCGAAAACAACCUGACAAAGUUGUUGUCCAAAAGCAACAGCAAAUACAAAAAUCGAACAGUYMAAGCGCCCGGCAUUCAAGUGAAGAGGAUGUUUAUAAAGAUUUCUGCUACCUCACAGAAGAAAAACGUAAACUGUGUUUUCAACAACUUGUACAAGUGAAUGCCCUCUUAAAAGAAGAACUUGAUGAAUACAAACUUUUAUUGGGCAACAAAUUUCAAGAAAUAGGAUACAUUGAAGGUGAAAAAGAGGCYUUGGAUAGWGACGASAAUACUACGUUUGAUUUGUAUCCAGAGAGGGAAUWCAUUGCUGGCUGYCCUCGUCAAAUGCACUUUCGUCUUGCAGAAUCCCAGUUCCUUCGUCUUUAUUCAGAAGAAGAUGAAGGCUCCUUUAGUGUCACCAAAGUCGAGUACGUAGUUAAUCCAGUGCUGAACAAACGAUUUCGCGAGGCGCAGGCGAGAAUUGGAGCAACAAGAGGAGAAGAYUAUUCCCACCCUGUCCUCGCGUUUCAUGGCACAAGUGAAGAAAGCAUGCGAUCUAUUGUCAAUAUGGGCUUUCGAAUGCCUGGUGAACCAGACUUUAAGCAAGCCAAUGAUAGUGGUUGGUAUGGGAGUGGCAUAUACCUGAGCGAAUACCCCUCCUAUGCAAGAGAAUACAUGAGACGAGGUGGCGAAUCGUCCAAGCUACUUCUCUGUCAAGUGCUAGUUGGUAAAGUUUUCCACUGCAACCAAAGAAUCGAUGGAGAAGGCCUUCAAGAAGGAUUUGAUUCUCAUCUCUCUCCUGAGAUGCAUCAGAUAAUUGUUUUUAAUUCUGAUCACGUAUUACCUUGUUAUAUUGUUCACUUCGAAGAAUGUAAUGGAGAUUAUAGAUAUAGUUAAUGACUGAAUGUCACGUGAUAUAGCACACAUGGAACACUUCUAAGGGUGGAAAUAUAUGACCGGAGAUCAGACUCAGGAAUGACAACUUAAAGGAAAUUUGAUAUUGAAUAUGCUCGUUUUAUACUGAGUUACAUAGACUCAAAUACAAUUUAUCAUUCUCCAAUACACCAUGCACUCAAAAUAGGUAAAUUUAUUCAUGCAAAAUUUCAAAGUGUGUGCAGUCCAAUUUAUAAUCAAGAAUUCGCUAGCGCUAUUCGGAUUAGGCUAGCAUAGCAGAAUUUUUAAUGCUUCGUUUCAGAUUCAGUUGCAAAAGGUUUUUAUUGAUAAACGUUUCUGUACAUUUUCUGUAAAUUGUCAGGAAGAUAAUAUGCAAUGUAUAAAGUCCAAUUGAAAUAUGAAUUAUAUUAGAUAUCACUGUAGGCUGGUUACUCUGGAAUAACAAUACUAUUGUUCAAACAUCAAAAGGUGGCUCUGUUUCCGCUCUUGUUAAAGUUUAUGUACUGAUUAAUCAUCUUCUCGCAUUAAUUUUUUUUCUUAMGCUCAYUCCAUCUCGUAUUCGAGCAUUUCCAUUUCUUCACUGAUUUAAUAAAAGAGACCAUUGCUCACUUGAA
Messenger RNA from Exaiptasia diaphana, 1619 nucleotides. RefSeq lists its product as uncharacterized. Bases 1 to 1008 code for a protein of 335 amino acids. Gene Ontology annotation, molecular function: NAD+ poly-ADP-ribosyltransferase activity. Lineage: Eukaryota; Metazoa; Cnidaria; Anthozoa; Actiniaria; Aiptasiidae. The transcript has 4 exons. The record is from RefSeq and is a predicted model, not a curated record.